Molecule: messenger RNA, 2581 nt
Organism: Cavia porcellus (domestic guinea pig)
Lineage: Eukaryota; Metazoa; Chordata; Mammalia; Rodentia; Caviidae
Gene: Ube2z
Product: ubiquitin conjugating enzyme E2 Z
Exons: 7
Coding region: 104-1180 (358 amino acids)
Source: RefSeq, a predicted model, not a curated record
AGGGACGCUCUGGGCUGGCUCUCGGUGGUGCGGCAGCGGGCGGGAGCAGCGGCCGCUCUGGUCGGCGGACGUGCUGCCGAGCGGUCCCGGAAGCGAAGCAGCGAUGGCGGAGAGUCCGACUGAGGAGGCGGCGACGGCGACGGCGGGCGCGGGGGCGGCGGGCCCCGGGGCGAGCGGCGUGGCCGGGGUGGUCGGCGUGAGCGGCGGCAGCGGCAGCGGCGGGUUCGGGCCGCCGUUCCUGCCGGACGUGUGGGCGGCGGCGGCGGCGGCGGGCGGGGCCGGGGCGCCGGGGAGCGGCCUGGCCCCACUGCCCGGGCUCCCACCCACGGCCGCGGCGCACGGCGCCGCGCUGCUCAGCCACUGGGACCCCACGCUCAGCUCCGACUGGGACGGCGAGCGCACCGCCCCGCAGUGUCUGCUCCGGAUCAAGCGGGAUAUCAUGUCCAUUUACAAGGAGCCGCCCCCGGGGAUGUUCGUGGUCCCUGACACAGUGGACAUGACUAAGAUCCAUGCCUUGAUCACCGGCCCCUUUGACACUCCCUAUGAAGGGGGCUUCUUCCUGUUCGUGUUCCGGUGUCCCCCUGACUACCCCAUCCACCCUCCUCGGGUCAAACUGAUGACGACGGGCAACAACACCGUGAGAUUUAACCCCAACUUCUACCGCAACGGCAAGGUCUGCCUUAGCAUCCUGGGGACCUGGACUGGCCCGGCCUGGAGCCCGGCGCAGAGCAUCUCCUCCGUGCUCAUCUCCAUCCAGUCACUGAUGACUGAGAACCCAUACCACAACGAGCCCGGCUUCGAGCAGGAGAGACAUCCAGGAGACAGCAAAAACUACAAUGAGUGUAUCCGGCAUGAGACCAUUAGAGUCGCGGUCUGUGACAUGAUGGAAGGGAAGUGUCCCUGCCCGGAGCCCCUGCGGGGCGUGAUGGAGAAGUCCUUCCUAGAGUACUACGACUUCUACGAGGUGGCCUGCAAGGACCGCCUGCACCUCCAAGGCCAGACCAUGCAGGACCCUUUUGGGGAGAAGCGGGGCCACUUCGACUACCAGUCCCUCCUCGUCCGUCUGGGCCUCAUCCGCCAGAAGGUGCUGGAGCGGCUGCACAGCGAGGCCGCAGAGAUGGACUCUGACAGCAGCUCCUCGGGUACCGAAGCGGACCUGCACGGCGGCCUGCGGCUGUAGACCCGCCGCCCUGGCCCGGCUGGGCAGGCCGCUCCCCCCAACAGGGAACCGGGGCCUUGGGGCUGUGUUCCCCAUCAAGGCCCAGGUACCAUCGGGGAGGUCAGGGCCCCACCCACAGGACCCACGGCUGACACCUCCAGGCCUCUUGGGGCACUCCUUAGGGAGGGAGAAGCUCAGGUGGGGUGCCUGGCACGGGAGCAGUCUGGGUGGUUGUCUGUCUGUCUCUGUCCGUCUCCAGUCUUCAAAUGGGCUCCCCAGCCCCUCUCCCUGUCGCUCCUCCCUCCCUCCCUGCUGUUUGGGCCAGCGUGGUUUUCUUCUCCCUAAUUUAUGGUCACUGUUCUAGACAGACCAAAGAGCAGGACAGUGUCAAGCUGGCUGUGGGCGAAGCUUUAGGGCACCUUGCACCUCCACCCUGCCCCGCCCAGCUCGGUCUCCGGGCUCAGGCUGGAGGGAAAGGGCCUUAGGUCCAGGCCGCAGCAGGCCCUGGAGAAGCCGGAAAUACUGUUGGUUCCCGAGGUCAUCGCUGGAGAUGCUCCCAGCACAGUGGCUGCGGGGCUCUGCGAGUGUCCGUGUCUGGUGGCCAGGGCCUCUCCCCAGGUGUGGGCGGUCCUUAGCACACUUCCCUUUGGCUCCUUGCGUCUUCUCACCCUGGCCCAUGGUGCCCUCCUCAGUUCAACCCCAGGGAUUUGUGGGGAGCAGGGUCCCCAGCGGCAGGAGCUAGGACUUGAGGCCCCUCGCCCCAGCUGCUCUGUUGCAGCCGCACCUGCGGCCUGGCUGUGUUGCUUCUGUUCAGCGCGGUGUCCUGCAGCUGGCUGGUGACAAGGCCAGUAUUAGGUGUCCAAGGGUGUGGACGCUGUGGACCCGGCUUCCCAUUUGUGCAUUUGUAGGUGACUGCAGGUUAAGUUGUUCAGGCCCCAAGGCUGUGACCCAGGUGACACAGGGAGGGGAGGACGUUGUGCACCUGUCCUCCUGCUGCUACGAAGUCUCUGCCCUGUGGCUUCUGGGCUCCUAGGGGACCGACAAUUGGGGGGCACCGGAAAGCACCCCACCCUGAGGGCUGGGAACACUGCCAGGAUUGGACAGUGGCAUGCGUGGGUGGGGUCGGUUCCCACUGAGGACUUGCAGGGGACCUGCUUCCGACAGCCCUCGGUCCCCAGAGGUAGGUGGGCGGAGGAGGGCCCUGGGUCUGUGGUCCAGUGUUGUCUCUCAUUCGCCCGAGUGUCCCCACCUUGAAGUGACAAUCUUCUUGCCCGCCGUGGGGCAGAGCUCGCUGGCCUCCAGCCCUGGUCUUGAGUUAAGGACAUAUAUGCACAGGAGUCAGAGAUGUCUUUAUAUCCGACUGUACAUAAAUGAAGUUCUUUUUUUUUUCCUUUUGGUGCAAUAAAGUUUGUUUUGGCAGAA